Cinara cedri is the source of this 1945-nucleotide messenger RNA. NCBI's taxonomy places the organism in Eukaryota, Metazoa, Arthropoda, Insecta, Hemiptera, Aphididae. The record is from the annotation of a GenBank genome assembly.
AUGAUUAACCCAGAAUUUUGGAUAUCAGAACUACCAGAACCACUCACUUAUAUUCCUAUUACAAAAUUAGCAAUUCCAGGUACUGUAAAAUAUUUAAUUUGUAUCAAGUUUGUUAAGAGACUGAUGAUGCCCUAAUAGUGUACCUACUGUAUAUUUUUAAUGUGUUUUAUAAAUAAUUUUUAAUGUUUGUAAAAUGUAUAAUCAUUAAAAACAUCCUAGGAUCUCAUGAUUCAUUUUCGUACACUAUCACACCGCAUAGCCAAUUAGGGCCAGAUGCAUCAAAAUUUAUUAAAUAUUUAAACCACUUGUUAGGACCUAUAAUGCGGCGAUUUAUUUACAAAUGGUCCAUCACUCAGAAAUGCAAUAUCCAACACCAACUAAACCAAGGAAUAAGGUAAUUUUAACAACAUUAUAAUAAAGUAUCAUUAUUGUAAAAAUAAAAUAUUUUGACCGUAAAUUAUUCUCAAUAAUAUACAUUAUUGUUCAUUAGGUAUUUUGAUUUACGAAUGGCAACUAAACCAAAUGAUAUCAAUUUUUAUACAGUCCAUGCACUUUAUGGAAAUCCAAUUAUGAAAGAGUUAAGAAAUAUUAAAGCAUUCUUGAAGUCACAUUCCAAAGAAUUUCUUGUUUUAGACUUUCAACAUUUUUACAAUUUCUCAGAAUCUGAUCACAGUCGGUUAUUAUCAAUUUUGAAAUUGUUAUUUCAUAAUAAAAUUUGUCCCUAUUUGCAUUCUAUUGAAAAACUUAAUUUGGACAGAAUGAGAAAAAAUAAUUGGCAGGUAAUAAAAUUGACAAUAUAUAAUAUAUACAGUAGAAUCUCAAUAAGUUGAAAUUCAAAGAGAAUGGUAUUUCCUUUAACUUACUAAGAUUUAUGAAAAAAAAAAGUACACUAAUUAAUUGCAACCAACAAUACUAAAAGUAGUGACAAUAAAUACAAUAAAAGCAAUUAAUUGUUAAAUAAUCAGUUUACAUAAUCAGUUGUUUGUAAAGAUCAACAAUAAGUAAUCAUUAUUAUCCAUAUAUAUUCAAAACGCAGAAUGUUUCAAGUUAUUACAGUUUUUUUUUCUGAUUACUUAUUUUUGAUUAAUAGAGAUUUACGGAAGUAAACAGAAAUUAUUUACACUUAUUGCAAAUUUUGACUUAGAAAGGUCCCAUUGUAUUUAUGUAUAUUAUACACAAUAUGCAUUUAAAUUUUUUAAUGUUUGUAAUUAUGAUUAUAGGCUGUAUAAUAAUGAAUUAUUUACCCUUAAAUUAAAAUUAAACAUCUAACAUUUAUAUACAUUCAAUUAUUGUAAUUAAAUAUUAAUAUUUAUAAUUUCAUUUUUUUUAAAAUAAUUAUCUAUCUUUAUAACAAUUAACAUUAUACAGUACAUCCAAAUGUUAUUCUCCUCCAAUAAAUUAGUAAAUUCUUUCAAAGUAUUUACUAUUUUUCAAUUUCAAACAAUUAUUAUAAUUUUUUAAAUUUUUUGUUGCAGUCUUUUAAAUUAAAUAUCUAAUGUCUAUUUAUGUAACUCACAUUUUUAUGAAAUUAUAAAAUAUUAUUUAUUAUUUACAGGUAAUAAUUAUUUAUAGACAUAAUAAUAUUAAGGAUGAUAUAUUUUGGCCAUCUUCGCACUGGCCAACACCGUGGCCGCAAACUACUUCUUAUAAGAAAUUAAUACACUUUUUAGAGUGUGGUCUCAAACAAAGAAAACAAAAUGCAGGAUAUGUAACUCAAUGCUUAUUUACUCCCGAUAUAAAAUUUAUACUAAGAUAUUUUUAUUUAAAUCUUCAAACUUGUUGUUAUCCAUUGAAUAUUAAAUUACCUACAUGGAUAAUUAAUCAAAAAGCAGGUUCCGAUCAUGGUGUAAAUGUAAUAAUUGCAGAUUUUAUCAAUACAUAUGGAUUUAACUUUUGUGAUAUUGUUAUUCAACUGAAUUAUAAAUAUUUGAAUACUGAUAAAUAA